AACUAGUUUUUUACGUCAACGUGUAUUUGUAAAAAUUACAAUAUUAUUAGCAUAACAAGUAUAUAACAUCAAUUAUACAAAUUAAAUGUGGCGCCUGUAAUUUAUUCACCGCAAGAUUGAAAAUGUUGUUUCCAUUUAUCGAUUGUAUGAGCCGGCAUUCGUUCGGCAAAGACGCGUAUCUAUAAAUAGCAUCAUGUGUCAACAUAAUUUCUCUUGCACAGUAAUUCAAGAACGUAGAAUCCUGCAAUCCUGAUCUUAAUUGUCUGAUUAAACUACGGUUUCCGUCACUUAAAUAGCGAUAUCGGGUAUCAAUAUCUUCGUUUUUGAGCAUCAAUGAUGAAACGACUUACAAUUACAUUGCUGAUUAAACUUGAAACAUAGAUUACUAACCGAUGAUGUAACCGAGGAAAAUAUCUAAAAAUAUCUCAGUAAUAUAGUGCUAGUCUAUCCACAAGCAUCGUAUAAUUAUUCAGUGUUGUAGAAUAGCACUAAUCAAUUUUUCAAGUUAGGACCAAGUUCAGAAUUGAGGUACCGAAUUUAUUCAAAGUGCGCAAGGGUUUCGAAAUCGUCCCCUUCCCCUUUCGCAGCAACGAGAUGCGAAAACUCGUAAUUCGAUCGCGGCUCGAGUUGGGAAAUAGGUCGGCAGCUGCGAAGACCGGCAGCAGCGCGUUACAUACAUUACGCAGCCACGAGAACAAUCCCUUUGUAAAACCGGCCGACUCGCUCGAGGACCCGCCGUCAACUGACUCGGAAUCCGUCGUAGCCGAUGCGGCGAGUCUCGGUUGUUCUACGGCCUGACCCACAGCUACAGCCUGUGUGUCGGGUCUCAUGACGCCUACCGCCGGAUACAGUCUGACGAUUCGUUGUCGGCUGCGCGGUUGUGAGCGGCGUACGGGCCGGUGUGUGCGUGACGUGUCGUCGCCUCCUGUUGUGCGCGGCUCGUAACCCCGGUUGUGUCUCGCGCGAGUGCUUACGAGCGAGUGCGUACGCCGGGGCGUUCGUUAAUACUGUUUCCGGCGCGCGCGGAGCCGCGCGCACAGUUUCGGUUGUGUUGUGUUGGGUGUCUCGCGCGCGCGGCGUCCGUCCGUCGCCGCUGCUGCUCUCCGUUCUCGUUCGUACACUCGUCAUCAUCAUCAUCAUCAUCAUCACUAUCAUCGUCUUCGUCGUCAUCAUCUUCGAAAUACGCAGCGUGCGCGAUUCCCGCUGCUCCGCUCCUCUCGCGGGAGGUCAGCACCUUAGCAUCGGCUGGUAGGUGGGUAUAAGUCGAGAUGUUGUGAUGGCUGGUAGGUCACGACGUUCGAGCACAGAGCUCGAACCAGAUCUAUCGACACCGUCGGCUCCGAAGAAGACAAAGCGAUCUGAAACGUCCUCCGAAAAAUUGUCCGCGGAAGAACAGCUAACGGAAGUGGAAAGUACCGAGCUCACACCAUCCACGAGUGGGAUAUCCUUACAGACGGAAGUGGUGUCCCUCGAGAAAAGGCACGAACAGAGGUCAGAUGUUACAGAACAAACAGAGACAUCGGAGCAAUCGGUACUGAUCGGCGAGGCGUCCUCGAAGUCGACCGAGCAAUUAACUCAAACGGGUCGUGAGCUCUCCGAACGACAGGGAGACACCGCGACGAUCUCGACGGAAGCGAUUCCGGGCACGUCGAAGGAGGAACCACUUGGUGCACUGAAAGCUAUUAUAAUGAAGUACAGCGAACAGGGCGAGCUCUCUGGUGGCCCUUCUCAAAAAAGGUCGGAAUGCGAGACAAAUGUACAAAAUUUCUUGCUACGCGAGCAUGGAUCGUACGAGGAUCUGUUCCUUAUCGGGAACGGCGCGUACGGCACGGUGUACAGAGCGAAAGAUAAGACCAGCGGUCAAAUAGUCGCGCUCAAGAAAGUUAGGGUACCUUUGACAGAGGAUGGUCUGCCCAUGUCCACGCUGAGAGAGAUCGCUGCUCUGAAGUCGCUCGAGCGAUACGAACACCCGCAUAUCGUCAAGUUGCUAGAUGUUUGCCAAGGAGAUUAUCUUCAUUUACCGAUGGGUGACGAACAGUCCGAAAGGCCGGAUCGCGGUCUCACUCUCUGGCUGGUGUUCGAACACGUGGAGAGAGAUCUCGCCUCCUUCGUGGCGAACUACCGAAAUAGUUCCCCGCGACCGAGCAUCCCUUCGCAUCUCGUGAGGCAAAUGUCGAUGGACAUACUCUGCGGCGUCGAGUUCCUGCACAGCCAUAGAAUAAUACACAGAGACUUGAAGCCGCAGAAUCUUUUGGUGACGAAGGAAGGGAGGAUAAAGAUUGCGGAUUUUGGUUUGGCCAAGACCUACGAUUUCGAGAUGAGAUUAACAUCCGUGGUUGUAACGCAAUGGUAUCGAGCACCCGAAGUACUUUUAGGAUGUUCCUACGCUACUCCUGUAGAUAUUUGGUCUGUCGGAUGCAUAGUCGCAGAACUUUGCAAGUUGGAACCAUUAUUCCCAGGCACCAGUGAAGGUGAUCAGCUGGACAGGAUUUUCCAAGUUCUAGGUACUCCAUCGCAGCAGGCCUGGCCGGAGAAUGUAUCGCUAAGUUGGACAGCUUUUCCACGUAGACAACCGAAACCUCUUGGUGCAAUAAUACCAGAUCUCAGUGAACAUGGACUGGAUUUACUAAAGAAUAUGCUCAUGUUUGAUCCUCAUAGUCGUAUAACUGCAGCUCAAGCCGUAAGACACCGAUACUUUUCUGAAGAGAAUAUAUAACAAUUGUUCCGUAAGUUGUUUAGCUAUAUUUACUACUAAAUUAACUAGCAAACUCAGACUGACGUAACUGUAUUCAGGAAUAAAACUAUGCACGUUUAAGGAUAUAAUAAGUAUGUAAAAUAUGAUUAUUCACUACUAAAUAUAGGAUUAUCUAAUACUACGAUAAUAAUACGUCUGUUGCUAAGUAUCUAAUCCAAGUAUUAAGAAUCACUUUUGUGCCUUAAAUAUUACAUGUUAAAUGUUAUAAUAUUACAAAUUUAAUUAGUUAAAAUUACCAUUUAGUUUUAUAUGAAAUUAAUUAGUAGAUAGUCAUUAUAAAUAUUCUUUGCACUAUUUUUAUAUAGUUAGCGUUGUAUGAUUAAGUUAUUAACAGUAAACAUAACAAUCUAACAAUUUUGCGAAAUAAACUCGUAUUUAAUUUAUCUUAUACAUACCUUAUGUACAAUAUGACAAGGAAACAAUUAUUAUUAUUUUUGAUAUGUUAUUUAUUUACGUAACAAUGUAAUUUUUCAUACUUCAGUCAAUUGUCUUUUUAGAAUAAUGUUAAGAAUUUCACUUAUUAAUUUUUUUUAUUUUACUUCAUUGUUUAGAUGUUAAUAGUUUAGUUAUAGCAGUACAGUACAUUUAUGUUAUUUAUGUAAGUUGAAUAAGAUACAUAUAAUUGCGGCAAAAUCCUAUUAGAAAUACAAAAGUGAAUGUGUUUUGUAUGUGUGUAUGUGUUUGUAUAACUUAGAUGCAUAACUUUGCUUUGACUCAAAAUUAAUGCGUUGUAAAACUAAUAUAAGAUAAUAUUUACGUAUAUAAUUUAUAAAUAGAAUUAUUUUCUAAGACUGUGGGUCUUUGUGACCUGUUAGAAACAUGGGAAAGAUUUAGGAUCUUCCAGAAAAAAACCAGAAAGCACACUGCCAUAUCUUGUAUGUAUCAUAAGCAAUUUGCAAUCACUAUUAUCAUAUUUUCAUUAGUGUACGAUAGCGACGAUGUAUAGAGCAAUAAGUGACAAUAUUUAUAUUAAUACAUUUAAGGUAUGUUACUAUAUUAAGGUAUCGAAAGUAGAAAAGCGCAUUAUUAAGAAGACUGUAUUAUAAAAUAAAAAUUUUAUAGUUUUAUAUGCAACACCA
This is a messenger RNA of Linepithema humile (Argentine ant), 3834 nucleotides long. Its product is annotated as Cyclin-dependent kinase 4. Gene Ontology annotation, biological process: regulation of gene expression; G1/S transition of mitotic cell cycle; protein phosphorylation. The record is from RefSeq and is a predicted model, not a curated record. Gene Ontology annotation, molecular function: cyclin-dependent protein serine/threonine kinase activity; ATP binding; cyclin binding. Lineage: Eukaryota; Metazoa; Arthropoda; Insecta; Hymenoptera; Formicidae. Gene Ontology annotation, cellular component: cyclin-dependent protein kinase holoenzyme complex; nucleus; cytoplasm.